UUUUAAGAAAAAGGAAAGAGGCAUUGCCCACCAGAGCAAGCAGGAGCGAAGACUUCCAUAGCACCAGGGAAACAGACAUGGGCCAAGGUCUGAGCAUCAAAAGAUGUGAUUUCAAGAUCACAAUGAACAACAAUAACCACCACACAGAAGAAAUCAGCACUAAAAGGCUUAUGGUGAGGCGUGGGCAGCCAUUCAUUAUCACAGUGAGCUUCUCAUCUCCAGUAUACAACUACCUGCAGCAGCUGAAGAGGACCUUCCUCAUAGUACAGACAGGACCAAAUCCUUCCAAAACAGAUGGAACCCAGGUUGAAUUUCCUAUCUCCCGCCUGGGAGACCAGAAGCAGUGGAGCGCAGCUCUAGAAGAACAGGACCCAUGUUUCUGGACCAUCUCUGUGAACACGCCUGCCAAUGCUCCCAUUGGCCAGUAUGCUCUGCUUUUACAUGCCUCCAAGUCUUACUGUCUCCUGGGAAACUUCAUCCUUCUCUUUAAUCCCUGGUGCCAAGAUGAUGAAGUGUUCUUGGCUAACGAGGCACAGCGGCAGGAGUACGUUCUAAACCAAGAGGGUAUCGUUUACUGGGGGACUGAAAAUGCAGUCCUGGCACAGCCCUGGGACUUCAAUCAGUUUGAGGAGGAUAUUGUGGACAUCUGCUUCACACUGCUGGACAUAGGUGAACGCCAUCAACGGGACAAGGAUCACACUCAGCGCAAGAACCCUAUUUACAUCUGCCGCACAGUUGCUGCCAUGAUGAACUGCGAUGAGGUUAGAGGAAUCAUGACAGAAUAUGGGACCGGGAAAUACUAUGAUGGGACACCCCCUUCCAACUGGCUGGGCAGCAGCCCCAUCCUCCGGCAGUGGGUGGCACUGAAGUGCAAACCUGUCCGCUACGGGCAGUGCUGGGUGUUUGCUGCAGUCAUGUGCUCAGUUCUGAGGUGCUUGGGAAUUCCCACCAGGGUUGUCACAGGCUUCACAUGGGCUCACAACACGAACAGCAGUCUGAAUGUGGAUGAGUAUUAUGACGAAAAUGGAAUGCUGCUUACACAUGACAAGAGUGCCAGAGUCUGGACCUUCCAUGUUUGGAACGAAUGCUGGAUGGCUCGAACAGACUUGCUACCAGAGUACAGUGGAUGGCAGGCACUAGAUGCCACCUGCCAGGAAAAAAGCAAAGGCGCAUCCUUCUGUGGGCCAGCCCCUGUUCAAGCCAUCAAAGAAGGGGACACUGAAGUGGAUUAUGAUGUCUGCUAUUUCUUUGCUGCCAUAAAUGCCAAGUGCCACAUCUGGAUACACAAAACAGAUGGCAUCCUCAAGCCAGCUUGCAUUUGCACAAAGUAUACUGGCAACAACAUCAGCACCAAGAGUGUGGGCAGCGAACGCUGUGAGGAUAUCACACACAACUACAAAUAUCCUGAAGGUUCUCUUCAGGAAAAAAAAAUACUUGACAAAGUCUACAGAAGAAUAAAGACACUUGAGACAACUACCAGCACCAAAUCAGAGUUCAGCUCCAUUUCUACUGCCCUUGAAGAGCCAGUUAACCUUUUUAUCCAACUCCAGUCCAAUAGUUCUCUGCUACUGGGACAAGAUGUUCCAAUUUCUGUUGAAGUGUUUAACCCCAGCGGUGGAGAGAAGGCAACUCAUUUGGUACUUGGGGCCCAGUCUCUACAUUAUGGUGGCACAUCCAUUACCCAACUUUGGAAGAAAGAGUUUCAUUUUAUCCUCAAGAGCAAUGAAGCUAACACCCUGCAGGCCACUGUGCCUUACUCACAGUACAUAAAAGAGUUGGGAGAGAACCAUCUGCUUCGGCUGACUGCCAUGCUGAGAGACAAGGACUCCUACAUAUGCUUUGCACAGGAAGAGAUCCGCAUUUGUGAUCCCCCUCUCAUUAUUAAGUUUCCAGAACACAUGGUACAGUACCAGCCAGCCUCAGUGGAGAUUAGCCUCCUGAACCCUCUCGCUGAAACCCUGGAGAAGUGUGUGAUAGUGGUAGGAGGGCGAGGGCUCAUUUACAGGCAAAGGAAGUACAGGCUGGGUUCUGUGCAGCCUGGAAGCACUCAACAGCUGCGUAUCUCAUUCACUCCCACUGAAGCAGGGCCCAGAAGACUCACUGUGAAUCUUACCUGCCUUCAACUCCAGAACCUGAAGAGCUACAAAAGUAUCAACAUUGCAGCUGCCUGAUGCCCAGCUUAGAACAAGUCCUGCUGUCCUAUUUGAAAGAGUGGUCACAAUCUUUCCGACUGACCUUUGGCAAGCAUAGAUGUUAAAAGUUUAUUUAAAACUA
Molecule: messenger RNA, 2274 nt
Organism: Anas platyrhynchos (mallard)
Lineage: Eukaryota; Metazoa; Chordata; Aves; Anseriformes; Anatidae
Product: protein 4.2
Biological process (GO): peptide cross-linking
Molecular function (GO): protein-glutamine gamma-glutamyltransferase activity
Source: RefSeq, a predicted model, not a curated record